This is a messenger RNA of Lodderomyces margitis, 951 nucleotides long. It is a transcript of the gene PEP8, whose product is annotated as retromer subunit. Gene Ontology annotation, cellular component: endosome; retromer complex. The transcript has a single exon. The coding region runs from base 1 to 951 and encodes 316 amino acids. The record is from RefSeq and is a predicted model, not a curated record. Lineage: Eukaryota; Fungi; Ascomycota; Pichiomycetes; Serinales; Debaryomycetaceae. Gene Ontology annotation, biological process: retrograde transport, endosome to Golgi; intracellular protein transport.
AUGUCCCUUUUUUUCAAAACGCCUUUGGAGAUCGAGAUCAGGUUGGAGAAUGAAGAAAGCCGGAAGCACGCGGAGAUCAAGAACCCACAUGGACGAAUUGAUAAGCUACCAAUUUACUCAGACGGUGAAUCGGUGAAGGGGGUUGUCACCUUGUACACAAAGGAAGGCAAGAGGGUCGAACACCAGGGGGUAAAGGUACAACUUUUGGGCUCAAUAGAGACCAAUAACGACGGGUUGUCGUCCUCAAACUUCUUAUCCUUGGCUACUGAGCUAGCGGCACCGGGCCAACUAGUUCACUCUGAGUCGUAUCCUUUCGAGUUCAAGAACGUUGAAAAGCAAUAUGAAAGCUACCGGGGAAAAAACGCCAGACUAAGGUAUUUCGUAAGGGUUACAGUUUUGAGAAAGUCGAAUGCUGAAAUCAAUAGGGAAAAGGAGCUCUGGGUUUAUCAAUAUACUAGCACACCAGCUAAUGAGGAGGUGGCCAAGUCAGAUGCAGUGCGCAGUUCAAUGCAAGCAGCUCCCAAAAAGAAGGACACUAAUGGCGUCAAGAUGGAUGUAGGUAUAGAAGACUGCUUGCACAUUGAAUUCGAAUACUCAAAGUCGCGCUUCUCGUUGAAGGAUGUGAUUAUUGGGAGAAUAUACUUUUUGCUUGUAAGGUUGAAAAUAAAGCAUAUGGAAUUGUCGUUAAUAAAGCGGGAGACUAUUGGUUCUGGUCCGAAACAAGUGACCGAUAGUGAGACGGUGGUUAGAUUUGAAAUUAUGGACGGGGCACCUGUGAAGGGAGAAACAAUUCCAAUUCGACUUUUUUUGAGUGGGUUUGACCUUACUCCAACUUAUAAAGAUGUGAACAAAAAGUUUUCGGUUAGGACAUAUCUUUCAUUGGUUUUAAUAGAUGAGGAUGCAAGGAGGUAUUUCAAGCAAAGCGAGAUAAUUCUCUCUCGUGAUGUGUAA